UUUUCAUAGAUUUAUAAGUAGAUUUUACUUAGUUUUGAUGUAAUGUGAAUUAUUUAAGUGAGAGUAUUCUCUAUGUAAUUUAUAUGUCGAAGAGCAUCGAUCUAUAAAGUACAAACAAGCAAAAAACAAAGGAUAUUUCUUCAGAUUCAAACAAGCUUAAAUUGUAGAGAAAGUGAAAGUUUGAAAGAAUACUCACGUUGUCAACUGCAUAGAAUAAAAUAUAAACAGAGGGUCGACUUGAAUUGAAGUACAAUUGAUACAAUAAAAUGUUCCAAUACCAUAUACAUAUUAUAUCUAUAUCUAAGUCGUAAGCAAAGACCAAAUCACAUUAAAGCGAAUACGUUAAAGGAAACUCAAAAUGCAUCAAGUGCUGAGCUAUGAUACGGCUGUGAGGGCCAACAGUUCCCGUGACUAUCGUGAAUAUAUAUCAAAGCGAACAUGCACCUCACUGCUCUUGACGAUUGCCUUCUUCAUGCUCAUCUCAGGCUACUUGCUCGGCAAUUUUGUGACGGAACGCAAAUAUCACAUACGCCAGCUGCUUACAAAAAAGGCAAUUAAGAGCGGAGGCGGAGAUGGGACUGUGGACGUCGAUGGCAAUAGGUCAGUGCAGUUGAAUAGCGUGGAUUAUGGCAGCUUGCAGGAGCUGCGUGCUUAUCAUAAAACCAAGGAACAACUGUUAUCCGCAGCUCAGGUGCUCAAUAAACUGUUGCAGCAGGACGAGAGCGAACGUUAUUUGGCCACAUCAUUAAAUACGGAGAUUUUCAACAAAUACAUUAGCUGCACCCAGGACAUACCGCCCAAUACGAAUAUAAAAGCUAGUCAGUUUAUCGAGCAACUUAUCGAUAACACCAUUGCCAGACAACGCGAUUGCAUGAGGAUCAUUCAAGUUGUCAUCGACAAUCAUCUGGCCAAUAGUCAGCUCUGAGCUCUGAGAUACACAAAUCUUGACCAGUUGAACAAAUUCUAUGGAUGUUAAACAAUGUCUUUUUAGUUCCAUUAAUAUUAUUUAAAUUGUAGAUUACUUAUUUGUAUGGAUUUUUAUAUAUAUUAAUGUGUGUAUGCGUAGAGAGUUUUCACAAUGUAUUUUCAAAGCUAAUAAAAGCCAAACAUAUCUAAAUGAA
Messenger RNA from Drosophila innubila, 1121 nucleotides. RefSeq lists its product as uncharacterized. The record is from RefSeq and is a predicted model, not a curated record. Bases 359 to 925 code for a protein of 188 amino acids. The transcript has 3 exons. Lineage: Eukaryota; Metazoa; Arthropoda; Insecta; Diptera; Drosophilidae.